Gadus chalcogrammus (walleye pollock) is the source of this 2387-nucleotide messenger RNA. RefSeq names its product ubiquitin carboxyl-terminal hydrolase 10-like. NCBI's taxonomy places the organism in Eukaryota, Metazoa, Chordata, Actinopteri, Gadiformes, Gadidae. Gene Ontology annotation, biological process: protein deubiquitination; regulation of autophagy; DNA damage response, signal transduction by p53 class mediator. Gene Ontology annotation, molecular function: cysteine-type deubiquitinase activity; cysteine-type endopeptidase activity. The record is from RefSeq and is a predicted model, not a curated record. Gene Ontology annotation, cellular component: nucleus; cytosol.
AUGAUGCUGAAUGUCUGGCUGCUGAAUGGACAUGCACUCGGUGCCCCAAACCACGGUGUUGACAAUGUGGUUGCCCAAGCGCUGUCGGGCGCCGAACUCUGUUCCUCUGGCCCCGUCUCUGUUGCCACAACGACGGCUGCGGCGGCGCAAGCCAGUUUUGCCCCCGCGGCCACAGUCGACCAGAGGACUUGUGUUAGCCCUGGCCUCUCCUCUUUGGACUUAACGGGCCGAGCCGCCUCUUUAUUGGACGGUAACCACGCGGCGUCCUCGUCGUCCGCCUCCUCUCAGAGCAGCGGGCUGACCGAGGAGCCCCCGGCGGCCGAUCAGCAGCCAGACCUUUUGAGCCGCCAGAGCCCCAAGCGCCCGGACAGCGGUACACAGAGCCCCUUCCCCUGCCCUGUCCCCCGUACCCCCCGCGGCGUCAGCGGCCGGCCCCCUACCCUCCUCGGAACCCGCCGCCCCCCCCCGCCGGAGGAGGCCGGGGACUUCGGGGUGGCCAACGGGCUGGCCGGACCCGACGCCGUGGACGGCACGGAGGGGCGCGAGGAGCGGUGCGAGGCGUCGGGGCCCGUUCAGCCGGCUUCCCCAGACUCUGCGGCCCCGCUUGUGUCCGAGCAGCUUCACGCGUCGUCCGCCCCUUCGGCCAACCCUCCCAAAUCCUGGGCUAGCCUUUUCCACAAGUCCAAGCCUCCGCCUGGGGGCCCUCAGGCGUUUGUGGAGGUGAAGAACGUGGUGGAGGUCGUGGCGCCCUCCCCUGUGGUGCCAAAGCAACCGGAGAAAGCCGGGGAGGUCAAAGAGAGCCCUGUCCAUGUGUCAGAGGAUCCUUUGGCCCCUAAACUUGCAGAACUUAUUGACAAUGUGAAGUUGAUACACAAACCAGUGUCUUUACAACCAAGGGGACUGAUCAACAAGGGGAACUGGUGUUAUAUCAACGCUACCCUACAGGCGCUGAUUGCAUGCCCACCCAUGUAUCACUUAAUGAAGUCCAUUCCUGUGCAUAAUGACUCCAAGAGACUUUGCACCUCCACACCCAUGAUAGACUUUGUUAGGCUUGUAAAUGAGUUCAACAACAUGCCCGUGCCAUCAAAACCCAAACAUCAAGCUGCUGGUGAUAAGCUAGUGAAAGACAUUCGACCAGGUGUACCCUUUGAGCCAACGUACAUUUAUAGGCUACUUACACUCAUCAAGUCAAGUCUCUCCGAGAAGGGUCGGCAAGAGGAUGCAGAGGAGUACCUCGGCUUCACCCUCAACGGACUGCACGAGGAGAUGCUGGCCUUGAAGAAACUCAUCUCGCCUCAUGAAGACGAAUCCCCAACCCGCAAUGGGCCCGCGGCCCAGCCCGAAGAGGACCAGGCUGCGGACAAACAGGAGGAAGAGAGCGAGGAGGAGUGGGAGCAGGUCGGACCCCGAAACAAGACCUCCAUCACACGCCAAGCUGACUUUGUCAGCACUCCCAUCACUGAUAUUUUUGGGGGACACAUCAGAUCCGUGGUGUACCAGCAGAACUCUAAGGAGUCAGCCACCUUGCAGCCCUUCUUCACCCUGCAGCUGGACAUCCAGUCCGAGAAGAUCCGCACGGUUCAGGAGGCCCUGGAAACCCUGGUGGCCCGGGAGUCGGUCCAGGGCUACACCUCCAAGACUAAGCAGGAGAUUGAGAUCAGUCGGAGAGUGACUCUGGAAGAGUUGCCCCCGGUGCUGGUUCUCCAUCUCAAGAGGUUUGUGUUUGAGAAGACUGGAGGAUGCCAGAAGCUGACCAAACACAUUGACUACCCUGUCGAUCUGGAAAUCAGCAAAGAUCUGUUAUCCACUGGAGUGCGGAGUAAAGUGGUGAAAGGCCUCAGAAUGUACAGGCUAUUUGCAGUUGUCUAUCACCACGGAAACAGUGCAACGGGCGGCCAUUACACUACAGAUGUCUUCCACAUUGGUCUGAACGGCUGGCUGCGCAUCGACGACCAGGCUGUUAAAGUUAUCAACCAGUACCACGUGGUGAAGCAAUCUGCGGAGCGCAGUGCAUACCUGCUGUACUACCGCCGGGUGGACCUGCUGUAGACGUCCCUGCUCCCCCCUCCAACCCCCACACUAACAAACACUCACACACACACAAACGCACACACCUGCCCAUUCACACACAACACGACAGUUCUCAACUUUUUUAGACGCCAGUUUCAAAUUGCUCUCGACUACACUCAGAUUCUCACAUGCACACCCCAUGAACAAGAACACUGCCCUCUUCUCUUACAAGUUUGAUUUCUUCUCUCCCCCCCCCCCCCCCCCCCCCCCCUGUCCUGCUUUCCAGAGAACCAGCUGUUCCUUCACCGUGUCCCUUGCAUUGUUUUUGUGGUUGAGUGAGCGAAGCGCGCUGCAUUCAAAAAGAGUGACAAUGUCCC